AUGACGACUACCGAUGCAUUGGAAAAGUCGACAGGCGAAUAUCGCCAGUACCUCCCCGACCUAAGCCUCAAGCGCUUCCAGGUGAUGUGCCAACAAGAUGCGCACGAGUAUGCACAAGACUUCAAGACCGGACAUCAGCCACCAUGGCUGCAUGCACUAUACAUGCAUUGGUUAGAUCUAUUACAAGAGCCAUUCAAGGGCGUAACGACCGACGGUACGCACGAAAGCAACAUGAAAUCAGACCACCCCCUAACAUCUACAGGAAACGUCCGCCCGGGUCUAUUCACAUUACAAGACGAAGAAGUCCCAAUCCAACAAAUAGUAGAGGCAACAGAAUCCCUAACAGCCUUGCUCGAUAACAACCAAAAAGAAGCCAUCAACUACCACAUCGACUCCCCCCAAUGGCGCACCUGGUCCAACCCCGAGUUCCUACUCGCAAACAAGGGCAUUCGACUAGACGAGAUCAACCCCGAAACCCGCGACGCAGUGAUGAACGUUCUGCAACAAACCCUCUCGCCAGAAGGGUACUCCAAAGCCAUCAGCGCAAUGCGCAUCAACCACUUCCUCGGCGAGCUAGUCAAAUCCCCAGCCGUGAUGAACGAAUUCUCCUACAACUUCGUCCUCUUCGGCCGUCCAUCAACCACCCGUCCCUGGGGCUGGUCCUUCUACGGCCACCAUCUAUGUCUAAAUAUCUUCCUGUACAAGGGCCAGAUCAUUGCCUCGCCGUGGUUCACGGGCGCCGAACCAAACGAGAUCGACGCCGGCCCAUACGCCGGCACGCGCAUCAUGCAACUCGAAGAGAAAUUCGGGUUACAGUUGAUGCAGUCUCUCUCCUCGGAACUACAGACCCAAGCCCGCGUCUUCGCCCAAAUGAACGAUCCCGCCAUGCCGCCCGGCCGCUGGAACAAGGAUGAUCAGCGCCAUCUUUGUGGUGCGUAUCGGGAUAACCGGGAAGUGCCGUACGAAGGGGUCCUUGUGUCGACAUUUGACGCUGUGCAGAAAGAGCUCUUGUAUGGGAUUCUUGAGCAGUAUUUGCUUUAUUUGCCGGCGAAGUCGCGGGCGAUGAAGAUCGAUCAGGUGCGUGCUCAUGAGGCGGAGACGUACUUCUGUUGGAUUGGAGGAUAUGGGGAUGAGGAUCCUUUCUAUUAUCGGAUUCAGAGCCCGGUAAUUCUUGUUGAGUUCGAUCAUCAUUCUGGGGUGUUUUUGAAUAAUGAGGAGCCAAAGAAGUUCCAUAUCCAUACUUUGCUUCGCACGCCGAAUGGGGGUGAUUAUGGUCAGGCGCUGCGGCCGCAGAUACCGGCUAUUGAGGGAUUGAAUGGGAAGGAAAUUGUCUGGUAG
Penicillium paradoxum is the source of this 1338-nucleotide messenger RNA. RefSeq names its product DUF3500 domain-containing protein. The transcript has a single exon. Bases 1 to 1338 code for a protein of 445 amino acids. NCBI's taxonomy places the organism in Eukaryota, Fungi, Ascomycota, Eurotiomycetes, Eurotiales, Aspergillaceae. The record is from RefSeq and is a predicted model, not a curated record.